AACACCCACACGCGACUGGCCUAGGUUGGGUGGAUGGGAUGGGCCAGGGUAGCGACACUCAACUAUACACUGUAGACCUAACACCUACACGCGACCAGGCCUCGGUUGGGCGGAUGGGACGGGCCUGGGACAACAACACGCACACACAACACAGCUCAUCAUCAUACCCGGCCCAAGGCGCGACAACAUACCCGGCCCAAGGCGCGACAACACUUCUGGCCCACGGUAGGGUGGAAGGGACGGGCCUGAGACAACAGAGCACAACUCGACAACACAACACAGACUCAUACGGGUCUGGCCUCAUGGUUGGGUGGAUGGGACGGGCCUGGAAGACCCUAUUAUAUAUACUUACUUCCAUAUACGACAUAGCGCGACAACUUCUUUGGCCUCAUGGAUGGGUGGAUGGGAUGGGCCUGGAAGACCAUAUUAUAUAUACCUGCUCGGUCCUAACACAGGGGUUUACAGCUUCGGCAACAAGCCAGGCCCUGGUUGGGUGGCAGGGACGGGCCUGGGCUAUUCGACGCAUUUUAGCUGUCGACAUCGGACAUAAAGCAGUGUCAUGCCAGCUGCCACAUCUGGGCAUGAUGGACUUUACAUCAACAACAAACCAGGCCCUGGUUGGGUGGCAGGGAUGGGCUUGGGUUGUAGCACGUAGACAUCGGCUCAGCACUAGAUCCUUGAGCGAACCAAGGCGCGGUUGGUUGGUAGGGACGGGUUGGGUCACUUCGGUGACCCGGCACUGGGUAGACACAGGUGACCCAGCACUAAAUGGUUCACACAGUGAACCAGGCCUUGGUUGGGUGGCUGGGACGGGCCUGGGACAUCGGACGCGGGGGUGGAGGGUUUGGGUCAAGUUUUACCGCUCCAACAAACCAAGCCUUGGUUGGGUGGCAGGGUCGGGCUUGGGAUAUCGGAUUCAACAUCCAUCAAAUAGCUCACUCCAGUGGUGGACCAGGCCUCGGUUGGGCGGUUGGGAUGGGCCUGGGACAUCGGACACGGGAGAGGGGGGGUUAGGUCAUAUGAGUGACUUACAGAUCAAGAUUAACUGCCUCUACUUUUGCAUGGCCCCAAGCCUUGGUUGGGUGGCAGGGAUGGGCUUGGGUUAUCGGAUUCAACAUCCACCACACAGGUUCACUGCAGUGGUGAGCCAGGCCUCGGUUGGGUGGCUGGGACGGGCCUGGGACAUCGGACACGGGGGUGGGGGUCGGAGACAUCCUUGGAUGGGUGGCAGGGAUGGGCUUGGGUUAUCGGAUUCAACAUCCAUCAUACAAGUUCACUGCAGUGGUGAACCUCAGGCCCUGGUUGGGUGGAAGGGACGGGCCUGGGAUCUACUAACUUUAACAGCAAAGGUUCACUGCAGUGGUGAACCAGGCCCUGAGUGUUACCCGACAAACACAUCAUGCCCUGGUUGGGUGGAUGGGACGGGCUUGGGAUACCGACUAACCACAACAGCACAGGUUCACCACUGCAGUGGACCAGGCCUCGGCUGGGCGGUUGGGACGGGCCUGGGACAUAGGAUCCAACACCUAAUACACACUGACAUCUACAGGUUCACCACUGCAGUGAGCCAGGCCCUGGUUGGGUGGCUGGGACGGGCCUGGGUCAUCGGACAUGGGGUGGGGGGCUUUGGGUUGUCUGACAGGCUUCACCUUCUGCAUUACUCGUUGGAGGACCAGGCCUUGGAUGGGCGGUUGGGACGGGCCUGGGUAUCGGAUUCAAUAUCCACUAUACAGUUCACCACUGCAGUGAGCCAUGCCUCGGUUGGGCGGCUGGGGCGGGCCUGGGACAUCGGACACCGGGGAGGGGGUGUGCCGGUUAGACUGUUGUGGUGGAGUAUGAUCACCCAUCGUUUGUAUCAGUUCAGAGGAGCUGUCUAG
Molecule: messenger RNA, 1877 nt
Organism: Aspergillus piperis CBS 112811
Lineage: Eukaryota; Fungi; Ascomycota; Eurotiomycetes; Eurotiales; Aspergillaceae
Exons: 25
Source: RefSeq, a predicted model, not a curated record